This is a messenger RNA of Condylostylus longicornis, 1034 nucleotides long. RefSeq lists its product as uncharacterized. Bases 89 to 775 code for a protein of 228 amino acids. Gene Ontology annotation, cellular component: septate junction; membrane. Gene Ontology annotation, biological process: regulation of tube size, open tracheal system; septate junction assembly. The record is from RefSeq and is a predicted model, not a curated record. The transcript has 3 exons. NCBI's taxonomy places the organism in Eukaryota, Metazoa, Arthropoda, Insecta, Diptera, Dolichopodidae.
ACGUUUGUUUGGAUUUUUUGUUGGGUGUGGGAUAUUAACAAAUAUUUUUUUAUUUUUACAUUAAAGAAAACUUCAGUUUAAACUAGAAAUGGGGGCUAGAAAUAAAAAUAGUAAAUUUGCGGUUGCUUUUACAACAAUUGGAUUUAUUUUAAUUUUAAUAGCUUUCGUUUCUCCUUAUUGGUUGGUUACAGAUGGAAGAUUGGUUGCACCAAAAUUUCUAAAUUUAGGUUUGUGGGAAGUUUGUUUUAAUAAUUUUCAAGAUGUACAUCGAUUUUAUGAUACGAGGUUUACAGGAUGCAUGUGGGUUUUUGAGGAGGAAUAUUAUAUUAUUCACGAUUUCCUAUUGCCAGGAUUUUAUGUUGCAGUUCAAUUCUUUUUUACUCUUUGUUUUACAUUGGAUUUAAUAGCAAUAUUAGUAACACUGGUAUUUUUAAAAUCACCGCGAGAUGAUGACCGAUAUGUUUUCAUUUUGUUAACGAAUGGAGCUACUCAAUUAUUUGCUGCUUUUUGUGGUCUUAUUGCUGUUAUUAUAUUUGGAGCUCGGGGUGAUGGUAGAGAUUGGAUGCCCAAUUGGCAGAAUAAUAACAUGGGCUGGGCUUUUGCUUUUGCGUGCAUAGGAGUAUUGUUUUUGAUCCCAGCAGGUGUUUUAUUUAUUGUAGAAGCGAGACGAGAACGGUACAAGCGUUUAAAUGAAAUUGGAACACGUGAGGCAAGCGCUUAUACAAUAGAUGAACAUGCAAGAAAAUACAGAGGAAGUAUUCAUACCGAUAUUUAAGAUUUGUUUUUAGUUUAAAAAUUUCAAUAUGCAUAGUUUAUAGCUUUUUAUUCCGUCUUUUUUUAAUAACAUUCCGUCCAUUUUGUGAAAGUUGUACCUAUAAACUGUAUUCGAAUAACGAUCUAUUGAUAGAAAUCAUAGAAAUAUUUUUUAGUAUUCUUUAUUGUAUAUUAUAAACUUGGAAUUUUUUUACAUAUUUUUAAGUAAAAACCAAAUGUUUAUAUUUUUAUUAAAUAAAAACUAAACUGACUUUUCCACA